Messenger RNA from Trichoderma aggressivum f. europaeum, 1569 nucleotides. Its product is annotated as CAZyme family AA7. Gene Ontology annotation, molecular function: FAD binding. The transcript has 5 exons. The coding region runs from base 1 to 1569 and encodes 522 amino acids. Lineage: Eukaryota; Fungi; Ascomycota; Sordariomycetes; Hypocreales; Hypocreaceae. The record is from RefSeq and is a predicted model, not a curated record.
AUGCGCCCCCUCAUCAGUCUCACUCUGCCGCUGUUCCUGCAUUUAGGAAUCGCCAGUGCCACGUACACCUUGAGCGAGGUCAAGGGCCAAAUCUCAUCCUAUCUAGAUCAGAAUGGCACCCACACCACACGAUCUGCUCCUCCAUCCGGCUGCCAGCUUGCAUGCGGUUUCCUCGACUUCACCUUGCCCCAGCAUGUGUCAUAUCCUCAGAGUGUAAUCUAUGAGUUUGAAGAGUCGCGAUACUGGUCGCAGCAGCAGGAGCUUACACGACCUUCGUGUCGCUUCUCCCCUACAUCAGCAGAGGAUGUAUCUCUAGCUGUAUUAACGUUUCGCGUCACCCAAUGCAAGUUUGCCGUCAAGAGCGGCGGCCACGCUGCUUUCGCCGGGGCCUCAAACAUUGACAGCGGCGUGACAAUCGAUCUGAUUCACCUUAACCAGCUUUCUCUCUCAGCUGACAAGACCCAAGCGUCGAUUGGCGCUGGAAAUGUCUGGUAUGAUGUCUACACCUAUCUCCAGCCCAAAAAUGUCACGGUGAUUGGUGGAAGGGUGUCUGCCAUUGGCGUGGGAGGUUUGACCCUGGGAGGAGGCAUGUCGUUCUUCUCUAGUCAAUACGGAUGGGCCUGUGACAAUGUUAACACUUACGAGGUCGUGCUUGCAGACGGCACAAUCCGCCAAGUCAGCUACUCAUCCGCAUACUCGGACCUGUACUGGGCGCUCCGCGGUGGAGGAAACAACUUUGGCAUUGUAACGAGAUUCGAUCUAGCAGCGUAUCCCCAAGGCGAUCUCUGGGCUGGCUCGGACACUUUCUUGUACACGAAUGAGACUGCGGCCGCCAUCAACAACGCCUUCUAUUAUCUCGGCGUCAACGCUCCUUCGGAUCCAUACGCCCAGGUCAUCAUCGCAUACGCCUAUGCCCAAGCACAAGAUGUAUUUGUCAUUGCGUCUGACCUGCAGUAUGCGAAGCCGAUACCGAACCCUCCCAUCCUGCAAAACUUUACUUCGAUACCCGGUGCAAUCGCCAGUACACUUCGCGUCGUUGAUCUGGCAAAUCUCACGGUUGAGUUCAACAACACCAACCCAGGUGGCUUCCGCCAAACAUACUGGACCUUUACGGUCCAAAAUAGCGCUUCGCUGAUGGCCGACAUGGUCGCAAUCUACCAGGAAGAGGUCACAGCCAUCAAAGAUGUUGCGGGGAUCGUCCCCUCAGCUGUCUUCCAGCUCAUCACAACUGACAUGACUAAACAUUUCUCCAGAAAUGGGGGAAACCCGCUCGGACUUGCUGGCCAGGGUCCCCUGAACUUGAUAAAUAUUGAUAUUUCAUGGUCCAAUGCGUCUGAUGAUGAGCGCGUUCUGGCUGCGGCGCAGAAUAUGGUCAACCGCUCUGUCGCGGCCGCACGCGCUCAGGGCCUUGAUCACCCAUAUCUUUACCAAAAUUAUGCUUCAUACCAGCAGAAUGUCUUUGCUAGCUACGGCGCAGACAAUCUUGCAAGGUUGAAAUCAAUAAGUGCUAAAUAUGACCCUCAGCAGGUUUGGCAAAAGCUACAACCGGGGUAUUUUAAGCUGGGAUAA